AGCAGUUUGUCUACAUUCGGCUUCCGUACAAGGGACUAACGACCAUGCUCGUUUGUAGCUGCAGUUAUGCUAUUGCUUUUUAGUUAUUUCAGUAUGUAGCAACACAUGGAGGAGUCGUGUCAAAAUACAUAAUUACAACAAAGUUUAAAGUACUUUUACAACUAUAUAAUGGCUGGAAGUCGUCUUGAAAAGUUCGGCACAGUUUUUACACGGGUGCGAGACUUGAUGCGAGCAGGUGUCUUGAAAGAGAAGGACAAGCCAAUUUGGUACGAUGUAUAUGCCGCCUUUCCGCCCAAGAGGGAGCCGCUGUAUGUAAAACCUCGGACCAAGGUAUAUGGAAAACAGGCGGCGGAUACCGUGCCCGACAUAUUUUACAAAGAGGACGCAAUCAGAGCAAAAUUUUUUGAGGUGUACGGGAAUGGGCCCAGGGCUUUUGACCUCAGCAAAGGCAACUUUGUGUCAACCUGUCAAAGGUUCAUUGAGAAAUACCAGGAGCUGGAGGCCCAGGGGCUGCAGGACGAGGACGCUCUGUUUGAGGAGACAGGGAGAGCGCUCCUCUCUGAAGGCCUCAUUCUGCGACGGAGGGGAGGAGCCACCAUCAGCGCCGAAUGAGAAAUUACGUUAAUUAUUCCACAACGAUGGGCUAGAAACGAUAUUAAUUAUUCCAUAACGGUGGGUUAUGAGUCAGAAAUUAUAUUAAUUAUUCCAUAACGAUGGGUUAUGAGUCAGAAUUUAUAUGAAUUAUUCCAAAAUGAUGGGUUAUGAGUCAGUGGGGCAAUUCCAUCGGUUCUGCUACUCCAGACUCAUGAUUUGACAUUUGGAAUCUGAGAGCAGCCGUCGCCAGAUGUUUUAAGACUGUAGUUCACGCCAAACAAAUUUUCUUCCUAAAAACCUGGGUAAAACAUUCUGAAGUGCUGAUGGCUUUUUUCAUACAUCCUGGCUUGUUGUAUUCGUAAGGUUAACACUUUGCAGCGUUAGGUUUUGUGAGGGGAGUGUCCAAAACGGUAUGAACAGUUGUGGCGCAUUUUUUUUAACAAAAUAUUUUUCUGUGAGAUUGUAUUAAUAUCAAAUACAAUUCUUCCUUUUUUGAACUUGCAGCAUAGCUGUACUUGUACCUGCACUGUGCUGUCAUCUGUAAUAAAGGGGUAUAGAUCGUUUUGAAUGGCAUUGCACAUUACAUGACAAUACAGUCUUUUAGUUUCUCCUGUUCUGAGCGACAUACGGGAGUGGAGAAGGGUCAGGGUGACUCUGGAAUACAAAAAUGCCGUAUCACCAAGGGUGCACACAGGCCCCCUAAGUGUUAUGUUAACCUAACGAGCAACAAGUUGUAUUGUCACUGUGAAAUCAGCUGGUAGCUUGCUUCCCUGUUUAUGCAGGAGGCAGUGAGGCAUGUGCGGGUUGGGUGACCACUUUAACAACAUUAAAGUUUAAUAUGUCAAAAACACUUUCUCUGACGGUCGUCAGUUUUUGACAGUUUUUUUUUGACACGCUAAUAUUUCAGAAUCUCCAAAUCUCUCCAUUUGUCUGUAAAUUGCAGUCUUAAUUUGCUUGAACACACAGCAGAAUUGGUUUAAUGAGUAAUCCCAGAUUGUUCACGUUUCCUGCGUGACGUUAAUUGCUCCCGCUCGCUCUCCUGCGGCCGUUCGUGGCCGUUUGCGUGUUUGAGCUGUCAGAAUCCUGAAAGCUGGUCGGGUCAGUGUUUUUGCUAAUAUGUAGGAGAUCAUGUUUGUGUGACAGGCAUGCCUGGAAAAAAAUGAAUUAAAAUGUGUUUCAGUGGAAAAUGGGAAAAUACAUAAAAUGCCUAAGACUAUUCUUGACUCCAUAAUAUGUUUGAGAUCAUUUGAAAAUAAUAAAAAUAAAAUAUUUUUUAUUAUAAA
Molecule: messenger RNA, 1877 nt
Organism: Anguilla rostrata (American eel)
Lineage: Eukaryota; Metazoa; Chordata; Actinopteri; Anguilliformes; Anguillidae
Gene: mrps23
Product: mitochondrial ribosomal protein S23
Exons: 4
Coding region: 169-612 (147 amino acids)
Biological process (GO): translation
Cellular component (GO): ribosome; mitochondrion
Molecular function (GO): structural constituent of ribosome
Source: RefSeq, a predicted model, not a curated record